AUGAUCUCCACAGGCUCUCCUGGAUUUAUUGCAGAUUGUGAGCGUAGUAUUAGUUCAGCAAGAAGAUCAGAUUCAGACACAGUGGCACUUUGUUGCUCAAGUGCACCUGUUGAAGCAUGUUGUGGGCUAAUUGAUUUGUCUUCUGGAGUAGAGUUUAACUUCUUUUAUUUGCUAGGAUUUCAGACAAAUGUUUUUCAACCGCAGGAUACACAGAUGCAUUCUAGGGCAACAGCUCUCCAAAAUGUUGAAUCCACAAUUUCAGAACUUGGAAAUAUUUUUACUCAGCUAGCAACAAUGGUUGCUCAACAAGGAGAGUUGGCGAUCAGGAUAGAUGAUAAUAUGGAUGAUACACUGUCCAAUGUGGAAGGAGCACAAGGUGCUCUUUUAAAACACUCGAGUCGGAUAUCUUCGAAUAGGUGGCUUAUUGUUAAGAUAUUUUUUGUUAUUAUCAUUUUCAUAGUGAUAUUUAUUGUUUUCGUGGCCUAAUGUAAAGUGGACGAGUCAUUUUGCGUGUAGCUUGAAUUUAUUUUACUUCAAAUCAAAAGUAACAAUGUGUUUAACUAUUCUAUGUAAACUUUCCAAGGGAUAAAACUCAUUUC
Messenger RNA from Cryptomeria japonica (Japanese cedar), 599 nucleotides. Its product is annotated as syntaxin-32-like. Bases 1 to 486 code for a protein of 161 amino acids. Gene Ontology annotation, molecular function: SNAP receptor activity; SNARE binding. The transcript has 4 exons. Gene Ontology annotation, biological process: endoplasmic reticulum to Golgi vesicle-mediated transport; intracellular protein transport; vesicle fusion. The record is from RefSeq and is a predicted model, not a curated record. Gene Ontology annotation, cellular component: SNARE complex; endomembrane system; Golgi membrane. Lineage: Eukaryota; Viridiplantae; Streptophyta; Pinopsida; Cupressales; Cupressaceae.